AUGCACAACCAUAUGGCGGCGACGGCGGCGUGGGCGCUGCUGCUGCUGCUGUCGGCGGCGGGGCGGUGCGCGGGGCAGGCACUGGUGCCCGGCGUGAUGAUCUUCGGGGACUCGGUGGUGGACGCCGGCAACAACAACCGCCUGGCCACGCUGGUGCGCGCCGACUUCCCGCCCUACGGCCGCGACUUCCCGGCCACCCACGCGCCCACCGGCCGCUUCUGCAACGGCAAGCUCGCCACCGACUACACCGUCGACAACCUGGGGCUCAGCUCGUACCCGCCGGCGUACCUGGGCGAGGAGGCGCAGACCGACAACAGGAGCCUCCUCCACGGCGCCAACUUCGCCUCCGGCGCCGCCGGUUACCUCGACGCCACCGCCGCGCUCUACGGCGCGAUCUCGCUGGGCCAGCAGCUGAACUACUUCAAGGAGUACCAGUCCAAGGUGGCCGCUGUCGCCGGCAGCUCGCGCGCGGCGGCGCUGACGUCGGGGUCCAUCUACGUCGUGAGCGCCGGCACCAGCGACUACGUGCAGAACUACUACGUCAACGCCAUGCUCGCUGCCGCCUACACGCCCGACCAGUUCGCCGACGCGCUCAUGACGCCCUUCACUGCAUUCAUCGAGAACCUGUACGGGCUUGGAGCGAGGCGGAUCGGCGUGACAUCGCUGCCGCCGAUGGGGUGCCUGCCGGCGUCCGUUACCCUGUUUGGCGGUGGCGGUAGCAACGGCGGCUGCGUGGAGCGGCUGAACAACGACUCGCUGACCUUCAACACGAAGCUGCAGGCGGCGUCGGAUGCGGUGAAGAAGCAGCGGCCGGACCUGAAGCUCGUCGUCUUCGACAUCUACAACCCGCUGCUCAACCUCGUCAACGACCCCAACAGCGCCGGUUUCUUCGAGGCUCGUCGGGCGUGCUGCGGGACGGGGACGAUCGAGACGUCGGUGCUGUGCCACCAGGGGGCGCCGGGGACGUGCGCCAACGCCACGGGCUACGUCUUCUGGGACGGCUUCCACCCCACCGACGCAGCCAACAAGGUGCUCGCCGACGCGCUGCUCCUCCAGGGACUCCAGCUCAUCUCAUGA
This is a messenger RNA of Lolium rigidum, 1077 nucleotides long. RefSeq names its product GDSL esterase/lipase At5g03810-like. Bases 1 to 1077 code for a protein of 358 amino acids. NCBI's taxonomy places the organism in Eukaryota, Viridiplantae, Streptophyta, Magnoliopsida, Poales, Poaceae. Gene Ontology annotation, biological process: lipid metabolic process. The record is from RefSeq and is a predicted model, not a curated record. The transcript is spliced from 5 exons. Gene Ontology annotation, molecular function: lipase activity.